Colletotrichum truncatum is the source of this 2706-nucleotide messenger RNA. Its product is annotated as MAP kinase kinase kinase ste11. Gene Ontology annotation, molecular function: ATP binding; protein binding; protein kinase activity. The record is from RefSeq and is a predicted model, not a curated record. NCBI's taxonomy places the organism in Eukaryota, Fungi, Ascomycota, Sordariomycetes, Glomerellales, Glomerellaceae. Gene Ontology annotation, biological process: signal transduction; protein phosphorylation.
AUGGCAAUGCUGGCUCCCAAGACCGCCGCUUUUCCGGCACCCCUAAACACCAACAACCCCAUGGUCCCCAGCGUCUCGGCCGGCGGCAUCCCGCCCUCGAGACGGGCGCCCACAAUCCAGAACCAGUCUACCUCCUUCGCCAGCCCGACCGAAUCCGAAUUCUCCGACAGUGAUGGCCCCGAUGCCGUCAAGAACUGGGACGAGGACAAGGUGUGUGAAUACCUCAGAAGCGUAAAAUGCGGCGAGUACGAGAAGCUCUUCCGCAAGAACCACAUCAACGGUGAGAACCUUCUCGAGCUCGACAAGGAUGUGCUCAAAGAGAUGGGCAUUGAAAAGGUCGGCGAUCGCGUUCGCCUGUUCUUGGGAAUUAAGAAGUUGAGGACCAAGGCAUACGCGAACCAGAAGAAACGAAAUAGGGAUUCCUUCGGCGGACUCGAGCAGUACACGCCAUCCUCGGGCGGCUCUCCGCGGCCCUCUGCAACGAGUGCCCGGACCAUGCCGACUCCGUCCCUCAACAAGCGGUACUCGAGGCAAUACGACACACUGCCCAUCGAGGGCACGUCAUCUUCCCGCCCUACAUCCCCGCUACCCAACUCAGAUGCCAUACGCCCAUUACGUCCGCGAUAUGGACAGAGCCCCGGCUAUGCAAGCAACGCCGGAGCUUCAGCCCCCCAGACUGGCCGAUUGGUAACUUCCCAUACGAGGAACAACUCCAGUAUGGAUGGUUCACUGAUGGCCGGCCUACCGCAGAAUCAGGAUGUCAUUCGUGUCAUUUCAACGGGAGGCGUCACUAAAGUUGUCAAAAUUGCCGAUUGCAAUACGUGUGAAGAAGUUAUGCGAGUCACCUUGAGGAAAUUCGCUUUGCGAGAGGACCACGAGAGAAAUUACUGCUUUUGGGUACUGGCCGGCAUCGAGCCGGAUCCCAACCAGUGCAGACGACUUGGCGACACAGAGCUCUGGCGCAUCAUCAAGGACCAGAAGCGCCCCGAGCGCAACCGUUUGAUAUUGCGCCGCGUGCCUGCCGGUGAGCCGGGCAUGCCCGAGCUCGAGAGAGCCGCGGGCAUCGCCAUUGAGGAGGCACAACAGAACCACAGCCGGGCACUUGAGAGCGUCGAUAAGAGAAGCCAGAUGAAGGUACAGAAACUUCUCGGUGAGAGGUGGAACGAUCAGCUCCAGAGCCCCUUAUCCCCUGUCUCGUUCCAUGACCGAGAACGCAACGUUUACAACACUGUCAAAGAACUGGAGCGCCCGGCAUCCAACGACGGCCCUCGAUCGGGCCCACGGAGGAACAAAGGAACCCUGCGAUCCUUUGGUGGUCUCCGACCUCCCAGCGAGCUUAUCGCUUCUGAUCUUACAUCCUACUUCCCUGACCACCCCAGAGAGGAGAUUGAUCGCACUGCCCGCCUGUCCAUGAGAAGGUCUACUCGCAUGAGCAAGGUCAACAGUCGACUUAGUGUAGCUAGCAACCUAAGCUUUGCUUCCAGCAUUCAGGAUGCUCCUCCUAUUCCUACAAUUGCCGAUAGCUGGCUCAAUGCCUCGAACAACAUGGCCAAGCCGCGAUCCGGCCUGCGCACCACCCAUGCCUUCCGCGACUCAGUCGCCUCAUCAAUGCUUGACACUCUCCAGGAGGAGUCUCCCGUCGAGCCGAACCGCAAGUCGUACGUUUCGUUUGCAGACAGCUCUGACGGUGCUAGUGCCGCUGCCCUGAGCGUUACGGAUCCCGACGGCAACAUUACAAGACGGAGCUAUUUCGAUGCUGAUGGCUCAACCGGAUCCGGAUCUCUUAAGGAUCUCGCUCAGGCACUCAACGAGGAUGGCGAGGACGCGGAUGAGGAACUCGAGAGCUUCCUCGCUGGUGAGUCCUGGUCCGACGACAAAUGGAUGAAGGGAGCCAUGAUCGGCCAGGGCUCGUUUGGUUGUGUCUACCUCGCUCUGCACGCCGUCACUGGUGAACUCCUGGCGGUGAAGCAGGUUGAGGCACCCGCUCCUGGUGCCAACAGCCAGAAUGACGCACGCAAGAAGAGCAUGAUUGAAGCCCUUAAGCGGGAAAUCAGCUUGCUCCGCGACCUUCGACACCCGAAUAUUGUUCAGUAUCUCGGUUGCAGUUCGUCUUCUGAUUACCUCAACAUUUUCCUGGAAUACGUUCCUGGUGGCUCAGUGCAGACGAUGCUCAACUCUUACGGCGCGCUGCCUGAACCUCUCGUCCGUAGCUUCGUGCGCCAGAUUCUUACCGGUCUGUCGUAUCUACACAAUCAAGACAUCAUCCACCGAGAUAUUAAGGGUGCCAAUAUUCUUGUCGACAAUAAGGGAACUAUCAAGAUUUCCGACUUUGGCAUCUCAAAGAAGCUUGAGGCAUCCAACAUCCUCAGUGGCGCCAACAACAACAAGCACCGUCCGUCGCUUCAGGGCUCUGUAUUCUGGAUGGCCCCUGAGGUUGUUAAGCAGACGUCGUACACCCGCAAGGCCGACAUUUGGUCUCUUGGCUGCCUGGUCGUAGAGAUGAUGACGGGCACCCAUCCUUACCCUGACUGCAGCCAGCUGCAAGCCAUCUUCAAGAUUGGCGGUGGCAAAGCUGCCCCCACGAUUCCAGACCACGCGUCAGACGACGCAAAGACAUUCCUUUCGCAAACGUUCGAGAUCGAUCACAACCUGCGCCCAAGUGCGGAUGAGCUCAUGCUCAGCCCCUUCCUUACGCCCAUCACAUAA